Messenger RNA from Symbiodinium sp. CCMP2456, 410 nucleotides. Lineage: Eukaryota; Dinophyceae; Suessiales; Symbiodiniaceae. The record is from the annotation of a GenBank genome assembly.
GUACUUGGCGACGAAGGACGCUGUCGUAGCCAAGCGCAAGCGCGUCGCACCGCCUUCUCCCCUGGAUCGCGGCUGGUACGUCGACGGCUUGGUGACGGCCGUGCAGCGCUUUGAGAAUAGCAGCACGAAGCGCAUCAACCAGAACGGCGUGUUCGAGAUGUUGGGCUUGGGCGGCUUUUUCUUCGGCUACUUCGCCCGCUUCAAGUGGCCUUCGCCGGAGAAGCGGACAACCAUGGCCUUCCAGCCGGUCAGCAACAACGUAAAGGUCUUUGGGCAGGACUGGUCCUCGCCCUUCCCGGAGGGCUUCCAACCAGGUGCCGAGGGCGACGCACAGUUCGAGAGCGCCCGCCUGCAAGACUUGAACAUUUUCAACUUCUUCUACGUGGACGACAACGUCGCUGUGGCUCAAG